GGGCCUCACACCUUCACCGGGGUCAAAUUUCUUGGCCAAAUCAGAGCAACCUCUUCGGGAAACAAGAAAGAAACACAAGUGGACCCCAGCACUUCGAGAUUUGUCCUCUGGAUUUAUAUACUUUUUACGGCCUAUUUCGCCUCGGCUGAAAUCGCUUUCAGAAUGACGACAAUGCAAAAGUUUGUGGAUUCGCUUUGCUUGACCUAUUAACGCAUUUGGGGGGAUACACAUUAAAGUAUUGAAUGAGCUCUGCUGGCUGCAGAUCUCCGAGCAGAGACCGUUUUGGGGCAGCACCGGAGAGAGACGGAGGGCGACAGAAAACAAGACAACGACCACAUUUGUUAUCAACAUGAACCUCAUCGGGGGCUACCAGCAUCACCACCACCUGAUGCACGAGCCCUUCCCUUUCGUCCAGCGGUGUCACCAGGAUGCACCCUAUUUCCAGAGCUGGGUGGUAAACCACGGCGAGAUGCCCCCGGACUUCCAGAUCCAGGCGCCGUACCCGACUGCAGAGCACGGAGCGCCCGGUGCGCCGCACGACGCCCGGCUGGAGGGGCUCCAGGCGGGGAUGGGGAAGAGGAGAACGUCGGGGCCGAAAAAGGAGCGCCGGCGGACGGAGAGCAUUAACACAGCUUUCGCAGAGCUGAGGGAGUGUAUCCCCAACGUGCCGGCAGACACAAAACUGUCUAAAAUUAAAACUUUACGCCUAGCGACCAGUUACAUCGCCUACCUGAUGGACGUCCUGGCCAAAGACACCGGGGAGACGGAGGGCUUUAAGGCCGAAAUUAAGAAAUUUGAAAACCGGGAUCUGAAAAGGAAGCGAGAGCCGACUGACGGCCUGCAGGAGUCUUUAGGAGCCGAGAAGAAGGUGAAGGGCCGGACCGGGUGGCCGCAGCAGGUCUGGGCUCUGGAACUCAACCAGUGACGCCCCCUCCCUCCUCCUUCACCCCCUAAAAACCUGCUCCGAGACUCUGGAUUCAAAUCAGAUAAAAACCACUGACUGACUGAACCUAAACACACCGCUGUGCACGUGCAAUGAUGCGCAAAACGAGAGAGAAUUAAAGGACAACACGCAAACAAGGUGGGAGGAAAACACCACGAUGGACACUGUGUUGAUCUUCUCUGCUGGUGUGCUUUCUAAAUCGACACACAGAUCUGACUGUAGCUGUUUGAUAUUUGUGGUAUUUCUGCCCUUUGAUGUUUCCACCCUCCGAUACUGUAGACCAGAUGUUGCCACAGUGUCAAAAACAUCUGUCUCCCCUAAAAAUGUGUUUUUGUCUGGCGACAAGUGGUGGUGUUUUCCACAUUUGAUGGUGCUGGAGCAGAAAAUAAAUCAAUUAUAACAAAUGAGUGGAGUACAUGUAGAGUAUGUGGUGUGGUCUGUUAGGAAGAGGUGUACAAAAUAUUAUUUUUUUAAAAAACUCUUUUUAUUUUUUUUAAUUUCUGCUCACAUAACUGAGUUUUUUGUGUGUUGUCAGCGUGCUGUAAAUUGGUUUCACGUCACUGGGAAAUUAAAUUAUGACGAAUACCUUUUUUGCAUUAAUCGUGAUAUUUUUAAAAUUGAUUGUAUUACUCAGUAAUGGUUAUUAUUUCGUACAUUUUUAGCAACACAACUUUUAGAAAACAUGACAUCGUGCAUGCAUGGUGGCGUGGUGUUUAAUCAAAAAUCUAUAUUUUCAUUUUAAAACAUACAUUAAACAACCAAUGCACCAGACACCUUUUUUUAAACUUGGCAGACCUCUGUGUAAUUUAAUAGCAUGCAAAAACCAAAAUGAAAUAAAAUACAAAUUAAUCUAGAAAUAUUUUCUGUCCACAGUGGGAAGCCGAGAGAAAACACAUUUUGAGGGGAAACUUCUUUAGUUUUCGUUAUCACUGGUUCAACCCACUGAAUUCGGCGCAGUCAGAAUAUUUAAAUAUAUUAUUAAAAAAACAUUUUCGGUCAGAUAUUUUACAAAAGAUUUUAAAGAGUCUAAUGGAGUCAGCCGUUGAUGUUUCUUGUAGAAAAUUAUUGAAUGAACUGAAUCUACCUCAAAAUUAAGGUCACUGUCCGUUCAGACACACCGAAUGUUUCCGUUAACGCACAGCUUUCACUCCGAUAUGUUUAACACUAAAACUAAAAUGAAUAAAAUGUUUAUUAGUGAACGAAAUUUUUGAUGGAAAUGUACAUGUGAAGUUAUAAAUAUAGUUCCGUAAAUAAAUUAAUUAUUUUACGUCGCUCCAGCUGUAGUGAACAUGUUUGUUUCUUAUUAAACGGUUUGGUAAUGUGUUAUCAAGCAGACAUUAAACCUCAAUAAUCAGG
Molecule: messenger RNA, 2299 nt
Organism: Plectropomus leopardus (leopard coralgrouper)
Lineage: Eukaryota; Metazoa; Chordata; Actinopteri; Perciformes; Serranidae
Product: heart- and neural crest derivatives-expressed protein 1-like
Biological process (GO): regulation of transcription by RNA polymerase II; heart development
Molecular function (GO): RNA polymerase II transcription regulatory region sequence-specific DNA binding; protein dimerization activity; DNA-binding transcription factor activity, RNA polymerase II-specific
Source: RefSeq, a predicted model, not a curated record